AUGACCUCUCACAGUGAGACGAACAGGCUGACGUUCCAGGAGACGGAUGAGGCUGGAUAUCCGACUGCAACUUACAUCUACUCGGGAGAUGUCGCUACCUCGGUCACUUCCUCAACGGCUGGACGCGUAGAUCUAAUCAGCUCUUCAUCUACCUCAUGGUCAGGCAAGCUCCUGGUUAGCUCGCUGAGUGAUGUAUUUUUGCCUUCUGGGUACCCCCAAAGUGUCAGCGAUGACUAUCUUCCAUAUCAAAUCUUUGACUCUCUCCAAGCCUUCUGCAGCUCAAUAGCAGGCCUCCUCUCCUCCAGAGCCGUCCUCCAAGGAGUCGGUGUAGGCAACGCCAACGCCUCUCCAACAUCUGCACUACUCCUACACAUCCUACAGGAUAUAUCCGGCCGCAUUGCAACGAUAUGCUUCGCCCACCGCAUCGGCACAGCCCUCGAGCCAGAAUGCAAAACCUACCGACUAGCAGCUGACGUCUUCAACGAUAUCGCUAUGAUCCUCGACUGUCUCUCGCCGGGUGUUCCCGCCGGACCGCCGAGGGUGAUUGUCCUCAGCACAGCGGGUGUCCUCAGGGCUCUCUGCGGUGUAGCCGGGGGUAGCUCAAAGGCAAGCUUGAGUGCUCAUUUUGCUAAAUGGGGGAAUCUAGCAGAGCUCAAUGCCAAAGACUCAUCCCAGGAGACUGUUAUCUCUCUCUUCGGCAUGCUGGUCGGAUCCGUAGUAAUCUCACACAUAACCAGCUUCACCACAACCUGGCUCAUCCUCCUACUCCUCCUAGCCCUCCAUCUAAGCAUGAACUACGCCGCCGUCCGCGCCGUCCAAAUGACAAGUCUCAACCGACAACGCGCGAACAUCGUCUUCUCGGCCCUCCUAGACUCAGACAAGAGUCUAGCACUAGCACUCGAUAUCGAUGUUCCUCCUACAUCUCCAUCCAAAAACGAAUGGACAAUCCUCACUCCUGCACAGGUAUCGAAAUACGAGCGUAUCUUCCACCGAGACGGCGCGUUACAGUGGACUCAGCACUCGGACACGGAUAUGACAACCCACCAUCUAGGAUCUGCGCAGAUAGGCGUCUCGAUGUCUACUUUCCUAGGCGGUUCCGUGUCUAGAUCAUUCAAACAUACCCUUCCGCUCCAGCGCCUUGUGACUGUUUUCGCCGACGAGAUGUACAUCCUGUUUCUCGUACCGACGGAGACUGCGGGCGAUGUCAAAUGGGAUGCAUCGAUUCUCCUGAAACGGGGCUGCGGUGUUGGGCAGCAGUUGAAGGGGUGGGUGCAUGCUUUAUUGGCUGCAAGGGUUUUGGGUAGGAUGACGAUUGGGUCUUCUGUCGAUGUUGUUCUUGCUGUUGUUGAGGGGACACUUGCUUUGCUGAACACUGAUUCUCGGUUUGAGAGGUACCUGACUCGGUUGAGGGGUGUUGGAUGGGAUAUUGAUAUUGCGGCAUUGGAGACGAGGAGUGGGAGGAGGAUUGAUAUUUGA
Messenger RNA from Penicillium coprophilum, 1476 nucleotides. RefSeq names its product RUS1 family protein. Bases 1 to 1476 code for a protein of 491 amino acids. Lineage: Eukaryota; Fungi; Ascomycota; Eurotiomycetes; Eurotiales; Aspergillaceae. The transcript is spliced from 7 exons. The record is from RefSeq and is a predicted model, not a curated record.